Molecule: messenger RNA, 600 nt
Organism: Protopolystoma xenopodis
Lineage: Eukaryota; Metazoa; Platyhelminthes; Monogenea; Polystomatidea; Polystomatidae
Source: the annotation of a GenBank genome assembly
UUGUAUUGUUAUUAUACAGAUAGUAGUAGUAGUUCUGGCGGAGAUCGCGCAGAAGUGCCGGUGAAGCCUACCUACCCUGACCGCAGGUCUGUCAAAGUGCUUCGCCUUCGUCCCCUGCUUCGGACGGAAGAUGUAGGCGCCGGAGGGGGCCAUAUAGUCAGUCGAGCCUUGGUAAUACAUCAUCGUGAGGGAGACGUUGACGAGCUGCCCAGUGACGCGGUGUUUCGCCAUGAUGGUGAUUGGGUACUCUUCGGCCGGGGAGCUCUGAGACUCGAGGAGGGUCGCCCUGUUCGGCCACGGUUUGUCGCGCAGCCGCCACGAUUGAGGCUCGGCCUGCGAAUGCGAGUUCCGCUGUGCUUCCGUUGGGCUUGUCCGGCUCGUCUCAGAGUCCCAGGACCGCGAAUUCGCUUCAAAUGUCUUCUUGGAGCGUUGGUCGGCUGUUGUCGAGGGUGUCGCCGACGAAAGAGUGUUCACAGAAUAGGUGAAGUCGAACUCGUCGAGCGAAAUGAACGGAGUGAUAAACCGGUUUUGUCGGAAGCCACGACUUCGGGAGCCUUUGGAGUGAGGCAAAAUUGGUGGGCAAAAGAAACGCUUGAUUAA